GCCCUACCCCGCAGUGACGCCACACCUGCCUCUGGCCCAUCUCCCUCAGCUGGGGCCGCACGCACCAUGGCGCCUGCGCAGCGCAGCCUGGCGUAGCGGAGGGGGGAUAGGCCUCUCUGCCUGCACUCCAGGCGCUGCUAGGCUUCCCCACCUCCGCCGGCCGGGAGCGCAUGAGAAGGCGGCCGCCGCCUGCUUCCUCUUUCCCGCGGGGAGGCUCCGCGGACGACGAGGCCGCCAUCAUGUCGGAGAGGCUCAGCAAGCCGACGUGCCUCAUCGCGGCCAGCGCGGCCGCAGCAGGGGUAUCUGCUGAUUCCUUCCUUCACUCUUUUACCCUGGCAAGCUCUGCUUUUAAUCUACAGGUUGCUACUCCAGGGGGAAAGUCAAUUGAUUUCACUGGUGUUAAUGAGGCAAACAUGCGUUGGAUCCAGGACUUCCGAAUGAAAUCUUACGCAAAUCCUGCCAAGCUGGAAUCAACUGAUGGUGCCAGAUACCAUGCUUUGUUGAUUCCAGACUGUCCUGGUGCCAUGGUGGAUCUGGCAAACAGUGGUUACUUAGCUAGAAUAUUGCAGCAUUUCAGCUCUGAAAACAAACCCAUAUGUGCUGUUGGACAUGGAGCUGCCGCCUUAUGCUGUGCCACAAAUGAGGACAAAUCCUGGGUAUUUCAGGAAUACAGCUUAACAGGUCCUUGUGUGUACGAACUAAUAAGACUGCCUAGUUUUGCCAGUUUGCCUAUUAUCUUUGAGGACUUUGCAAAAGAUUCUGGAGCUAUCUAUAGCGCCAGCAAAGCAGAUGCAGUGCAUGUUGUAUUGGACAGACACCUUGUCACUGGACAGAAUGAAAAUUCUACAGUUGCAGCUGUCCAGAACCUUGUUUUUCUUUGCAAUGGCAGCAGAAAAUGACGGUGCUCUUUGUAAGUGGGAUGAAUACAGAAGAAGUCUUCGACUUUGAGAAAUGGAAAGGAGAACACUGCACAUUUGUAAGGAUGGGGACUGUAAAUCAUGUGGUAAAAACCUUAAUUGAACUGUUUUCCUGCUUUUUUGAAAAACAUUGUUCCAUCUUGUGUUAAUACAGAGUCUAAAAAGCCUGGCUAAACAUGUAACAUGAAAAACCAUGGUUUGCAGCUCUGUCAACAGCUGAACACCUGAAUUAGAUAUUUUUGAAGCUAUUACUUUGUUAGUUACCCAUGUGUCCAAGUCCUCAUCCUUGUGCAGGACUAUAUGGUAUUAGUUUACAGUUGUGGCAAUUAAGGAUAACAUAACAAUACAAAGUAAAGUAUUUGUUACACUUUCACAUAGGAGUUUUGAGUUUGAUUGCAGGUGCUAAAAAGACUGCUGUAUUGAGAUUAGCUGAAAAGUUAAAAUAAGCUUCAGUUCAGUAAGCUACAAAAAUUAUUCUAGAUAAUGUCAACUCAACUUUUUUUUUGUAAGGCAAAGACCAUGAAGAUUCUAUAAAGUGGAAAUACAACAAUUGAAUGGAAAGGCAUUUAGUAUUGGGGCUGUGGUAUGUGUGCUGGUUGGUUCGCUUAAUGCUUGUAAAUAUCAUUUUAUUUAGUUUUUUUGUACCACCCAUGAUUGUACAAGUCCAUUUUUUAAUGACCACAGAAGAAAGUUAGAGAAGCUGUUGAAGUUGGACUCAAUAAAUAUAAUUUCACCCUCUUAAAA
This is a messenger RNA of Podarcis muralis (Common wall lizard), 1661 nucleotides long. RefSeq names its product glutamine amidotransferase class 1 domain containing 1 (gene GATD1). Gene Ontology annotation, cellular component: cytoplasm. The record is from RefSeq and is a predicted model, not a curated record. NCBI's taxonomy places the organism in Eukaryota, Metazoa, Chordata, Lepidosauria, Squamata, Lacertidae. Gene Ontology annotation, molecular function: glyoxalase III activity.